Messenger RNA from Oikopleura dioica, 549 nucleotides. NCBI's taxonomy places the organism in Eukaryota, Metazoa, Chordata, Appendicularia, Copelata, Oikopleuridae. The record is from the annotation of a GenBank genome assembly.
AUGAUUCUUCUGUACCUCUUUUUGACCAACUUUGCCUUUGGAAAACUAAGUCUCCAAGAUCGCAACAAAAAUCCAUGCGUCGUAUCGCUCAGGUCGGAGAGCGAAGUCCUUUUCGAAAAAUCCUGCGAAAUCAAAGCUGGGGACGUGGCGAAUUUCUUCAUCGACGAAAUGGCAGUUGCUGAUGCUGAGAAAAUCAAAGAAGUAAAACUGCGAUCGGAUUUCCUCAACUCCAUUUUGUUUCAAGCGCCGAUAAAGCAAAUCAACCUGGAGAAUAAAGAAAACUUACAGAUUCGAAUAAGCAAGGGUUACGCACCAAUCUCCGAUUUUUAUGCUUCCUACGAUAACAUGUACGAUGCUGACUUAGACGCCGGGAAGAAGGAAUUUGAAGACUGGGAAUACAACACUGGGAAAACAGUAGCUAACGUCUCAAUUUGGGCUUCAAGGACAAUUAUUGUCGUCAUUCUAGUUUUCGUUAUCCUUCUGAUGUAUGCUUUGUCAAAGCUCUUCAAUUUCAUGAACGAAAAAGGACCUGGAUACUCGCCAAUCUAG